This is a messenger RNA of Dictyostelium discoideum AX4, 203 nucleotides long. RefSeq lists its product as hypothetical. NCBI's taxonomy places the organism in Eukaryota, Evosea, Eumycetozoa, Dictyosteliales, Dictyosteliaceae. The transcript has a single exon. The annotation marks the transcript as partial. The record is from RefSeq and is a predicted model, not a curated record.
CAACAUCACCACCAUCAUCAUCACCAUCAUCAUCACCAUCAUCAUCAACAUAUUGGCAUACUUUAAUGACACCAAAAUCACCACCAUCAUCAUCACCAUCCCUUUUUAGUUUAAAUAUAAACUACAAAAUGCCAUCACGUCAUUUAAAACAUUAUUGGCAUACAUUAAUGACACCACCAACUUCAUCAAUUCCAACCUCCUAA